CUGCAAACCGUACCGGUCGCUUGGGUCGUUGCUGCCGCUGCGACAGCUGACCGCACGAUACGAAUACGCGUACGCGCGGGGCGUAUUGUACAAUCGAUUGACGAUUACUGAUUAGUUUUAGUUUCGGUGCUCUUCGUGUCCGUCGUUGUCACUGUUAACAAACAAAAUUUUGAUAAAAUAUUAAGUCUCUGAAGUUGGAUAUAGCAAGUCCAUCAAGAAUUCAAUUGCCGAAAUGAACAAUCGUAAAUCUAUACCGACUAAAUCGCGUUCCAACGCGAAGAGCAUCGAAUCCAAUUUGGAAGCCGUGCCCAAAAUUGAUAUUGCUGAAAAAGAGAAAAAACCCAGCAUGAAUUUUCGAAUAAUAUGGAGUAAAAUACGUGAUUACUUUGGAAAGGCCGACGAGACUGAAAUUGUUCCUAUCGUAACAGAUGACGCAUCUAUACAGAAAGAAAUUGAAGAAAUAAAAGAUAAUCGUUUUUUUGUUGAACUGCAAAGAGAAUUUAAAAAGAUACCAAAACGUGAGCGCAAGCAAAUUAAAUUGCAAUUUUUAAAGUACAUUCAAGAAGCUCAACCGACAAAAUAUGAGUCUCAUAAAGAUAAAGGUUAUUUUACAGACCUUAUGAGUUGUAUUAAACAAGAAGUAUUGUUAUUUUAAUAAUAAUGAUAGUUCUAUUAACGUUUAAUAAUGAUAUGUGUAUUUUCUUUUCUAAUUAUGAAUAUUAAAAUAUUAUAGCAUUUUUUUUUUAUUAUUAUUUAUUUUAUAGUAAGAUAUUCCUAGCUUGCAUUAUCUGUACCUAGAGAUAUUAGAAAUAAUAGUACAUAUUUUGGCUUGUUAAGUGCGAUAGAUAAGUUAAGUUAACAUUUUAGCUUAAGUGAUAGUAACUAAUAGUAAGAGAAAACAUUAAAACAUUAAAUUAAAAAUUUUAAUAGAUAAUUUUCUUUUUACCAUAGUGCAAUCGUAACUUUUCUUCAGUCUUAAUACUUUUUUGGAAUUGUGUGCUUGUAGGCUGUAGGCAAAAGUUUUGAUAAUAGAAAUUUAAAAAAAAUAUUAUUUAUACUAUUAAUAAAGAAUAUUAUUAAAUACAA
Molecule: messenger RNA, 1086 nt
Organism: Aphis gossypii (cotton aphid)
Lineage: Eukaryota; Metazoa; Arthropoda; Insecta; Hemiptera; Aphididae
Exons: 2
Coding region: 233-655 (140 amino acids)
Source: RefSeq, a predicted model, not a curated record